AUGGCUGCGUUUCCGUACCAGCUUCAGCGAAGCCCGGAGUUUGAUAUGAGUGCUGCCGCUCACAUCUUCGAGCAACCUAUAAACUACAUCCAGUCUUCUUCAUACGCUCCGUCCAGCGCUUUUAUGGACUAUGCCACAUGGAGCCCUAAAGCAUGGAACUCGAUGUUCACAGGCCGAACUCCCAAUGACAACAUCUAUCCCGAUCCAGAGGCAAACCUAAACCAGUCUCAAUAUGCCUACAUGCUCCCCAGCCAAGGCAUAUCUUCAGACUUGGCUCAACCAAACUCGGCUCCCACAGCCGGCUCUGUCUCCUCACCCGAAACUACAGAGCCAGCGCGGACCCUCCCAACUCCCACAUCUCGCUGUCCCCAAGCUACAAGCUCAGCAAAUUUCUUACCAGACGGGACAUGGGCCCCAGCUCCAGACUACAAAAGCUCAUUCUGGACACGUCAAAACGGUCCAGAACGUCCAAUCCCAAGCCCAAGCCAACCCCAAGACCGAAGCAAAAACAAAUACGUCAACAUAAACCCCACACCAGAGAUCCUCUUUUCCUACCCCCUGCCCACAACAGCGGAAGAAAGAAGCUCAACGGCCGCUCCAAGCGGAAACGGGAACGGGAGCCCCGUCUACCCCGUCCUCGAGACUUUAGACUCCGAAUACCCACUCCCAACAAGACAGAUUCGCAGCUCUUCUCUCGACCAAAGUUCCGGUCAGCGGUUACUAGCUCUGACUGAGUGUUCGUCUGAUAUGUAUGGAUACAGCACUAGUGAGAAGAAGCGUGGGAGUGGUACGCUUGUUAGUGGGCUUUCGUACACUCGCGUGCCGCACCGGGAUACUGGUGCGUUGUUCAGCUUGGCUCCUGAUAUGCCUGAGUAUCACCGUUCUGUGGUCGAAAGUGUGCAUCGGCCUGUUGAGCCGUUGGGUAACCAGGGUUAUUAG
Molecule: messenger RNA, 939 nt
Organism: Penicillium odoratum
Lineage: Eukaryota; Fungi; Ascomycota; Eurotiomycetes; Eurotiales; Aspergillaceae
Exons: 1
Coding region: 1-939 (312 amino acids)
Source: RefSeq, a predicted model, not a curated record